AGGGUGGAUCCCGGAUCCGAGCUUCUUGUUACCGGGUGCAGGCCCCACGAAGGGCCAGACGGGGACAGCCGCGCCGACUAGGCGGCGGGAACUGGGCCGGCCCUGACAGUGCUCGGUGUCCGCCCCUCCGCCCGGCCCUGGCCACGUGGUGGGCGGACCCGGCGGUUUUGAGCGCCUGGGCGGACCCUGAGUCCAGGCCACAGUUCCAAGCCGGCUCCGAAGGCCAGCGCAGGCCGCAGACCUGGAGAGAGAAAGCUCAUCAAGCGCUGCGCCAUGACCAGCAAGGGUACUGAGUCCGAGCACCCCUCCGUGACACUCUUUCGCCAGUACCUGCGCAUCUGCACUGUCCAGCCCAAACCUGACUAUGGGGCUGCCAUUGCUUUCCUUGAGGAGAGAGCCCUUCUUAUGGGCCUGAGCUGUCAGAACGUAGAGGUGGCACCUGGCUAUGUGGUCACUGUGCUAACCUGGCCAGGCACCAACUCUGCACUCCCCUCCAUCUUGCUCAACUCCCACACGGAUGUGGUACCUGUCUUCAAGGAACAGUGGAGUCAUGACCCCUUUGAAGCCUUCAAGGAUCCUGAGGGCUACAUCUAUGCCAGGGGAACCCAGGAUAUGAAGAGUGUCAGCAUCCAGUACCUGGAGGCUGUGAGGAGGUUGAAGGGUGCGGGCCACCGGUUCCCUAGAACCAUCCACAUGACCUUUGUGCCUGAUGAGGAGGUCGGAGGUCACAAAGGGAUGGAACUGUUUGUGAAGAGACCUGAGUUCCAGGCUCUACGAGCAGGUUUCACCCUAGAUGAGGGCAUGGCCAACCCCACUGAUGCUUUCACUGUCUUUUAUAGUGAGCGGAGCCCUUGGUGGGUACGGGUUACCAGCACUGGGAAGCCAGGCCAUGGUUCACGUUUCAUUGAGGACACAGCAGUCGAGAAGCUGCACAAGGUUAUGAGCUCCAUCCUGGCAUUUCGGGAGAAGGAAAAGCAGAGGCUGCAGGCAAACCCUCACCUGAAGGAGGGGGCUGUGACUUCUGUGAAUCUGACUAAGCUAGAAGGUGGUGUGGCCUAUAAUGUGGUACCUGCUGCUAUGAGUGCCAGCUUUGACAUUCGAGUGGCGCCAGAUGUAGACCUGAAGGCCUUCGAGGAGCAGCUGCAAAGCUGGUGCCGGGAAGCUGGGGAGGGGGUCACCUUUGAGUUUGCUCAGAAAUGGACAGAGCCCCGAAUGACAUGCACCGAUGAUUCAGACCCCUGGUGGGCAGCCUUCAGUGGGGUCUGCAAGGACAUGAACCUUACUCUGGAGCCAGAGAUCUUCCCUGCUGCCACUGAUAGCCGCUAUAUCCGAGCGGUCGGGAUCCCGGCUCUGGGCUUCUCACCCAUGAACCAAACACCUGUGCUGCUGCAUGACCAUAACGAAAGGCUGCAUGAGGCUGUGUUCCUCCGUGGGAUUGACAUAUACACCCGCCUGCUGUCCGCACUUGCCAGUGUGCCUGCCCUGCCUAGUGAAAAUUGAGCCCCCACCCCCACCCCUGCAGCUUCUAGCUCAACCAGUGCCAAGGACCUCUUGCCUCUGCCCAGUAAUAAAGCCAGUAUGGACAGGGGCUUCUUCUGAAGUACU
This is a messenger RNA of Nannospalax galili (Upper Galilee mountains blind mole rat), 1605 nucleotides long. RefSeq names its product aminoacylase 1 (gene Acy1). Gene Ontology annotation, cellular component: cytoplasm. The record is from RefSeq and is a predicted model, not a curated record. Bases 274 to 1500 code for a protein of 408 amino acids. The transcript has 15 exons. Gene Ontology annotation, biological process: amino acid metabolic process. Gene Ontology annotation, molecular function: aminoacylase activity. Lineage: Eukaryota; Metazoa; Chordata; Mammalia; Rodentia; Spalacidae.